GGCACCGCGGGCCCAGAGUCCAAGGUGCCAUGCUGCCCACACUCCGCCUGGCGAGCAGGCAGCCCAGCCCCUGGGGAGGCCCCGGGGCCCCGAGCCCCGAGGAUGCCGCCCGCCACUCCCUGUCCAGUGCCAACGAGCUGCGCUGCAGACACCUCUUGGAGGCCACCACGGCCAAGUACCGCCACCGGGAGGCCAUGGCGGGCGUGCUGGUGCCCUUGUGCUCCGUGCAGGGGGAUCCGUGCCUGCUCUAUACACUCCGCUCCAGCCGCCUCACGGGGAGGCACAAGGGGGACGUCAGUUUCCCAGGGGGCAAGUGUGACCCUCAGGACAAGGAUAUUGUGGACACAGCUCUCCGGGAGACAAGGGAAGAACUGGGCCUGUCCAUCCAGGAGGAGAAUGUGUGGGGCAUCAUGAAGCCGGUGACCGACAAGAAGAACUCCGUCAUUGUCCCAGUGGUUGCCCAUGUGGGGCCCCUGGAGUCUCUGGACCUCACGCCUAACCCCCAGGAGGUGGACGACGUCUUCACGAUGCCGCUGAGCCACCUGCUGCACCCCCGGAACCAGGGCUACACCCACUUCUGCCACCAGGGCCGCUACCGCUACACCCUUCCCAUCUUCCUGCACGGCCCCUACCGCAUCUGGGGCCUCACGGCCGUCUUCACGGAGCUCACCCUGGAGAUGCUGGCGCCGGGCACGUACCGUCGCAUCGCCCGCGUCUCGGGGCAGCCGAGGAGAGGAGAGGCCGAGACCUAGAGGGCCCGCAGCUCCUCCGGGCUUCUUCCACGAGUCCAGGGAGGCCGCUGACAACUUUGCCUUCUCCCUUGCCUUGAUGCCCUCCAAGAAGGGCCUGAGCCAGCUGGGGGCGCCUCCUCCUUCCAGGGCACCCACAGAUCUUCACGGAAGCUGGAGGGAGCCAGAGGGGCCGCCAAAGGAGGAGGGCAAAGCCUGCACUGGGAAGGAUUUGGGGGAGAUCCUCUCUCGGGCCUCCGGGCCCAGCCUCACUGUUUCUGCGUGAGCACAGACCAUCUGGGAAGGUCUCGCCUCCCCUCGGCCUCCUUCAGGACUCAGCUCGAGUCCCACCUUCUGCGGGAGGCUUUUCCGUGUGUCUCCCCACUGUCUAGGGGCUCCCCCUUUCUGAUUCCCUUCAUUUAUGCUUCAUACCUUUUCUGAACCCCAUUCAUUUGGGCUCAUCAGCCUCUCAGAAUGUCAGUUCCUUGAAGGCUGGGCCUGCUUUUUGCCUUAUUGUACCUCGGUGUGUGGCACGGUGUCUGAUGCAGAGCAAGCCUUUCAUGUUUGUUGAUUGACUCCUUGACCCUGGAAAUAGCCACUUUAGAAUCAGCCUCUCAACGCCACCUCAGUCCAGCUUAAUAAAGGCUGCCUUCCUUGACCCGAAAA
Gracilinanus agilis (Agile Gracile Mouse Opossum) is the source of this 1394-nucleotide messenger RNA. RefSeq names its product nudix hydrolase 8 (gene NUDT8). NCBI's taxonomy places the organism in Eukaryota, Metazoa, Chordata, Mammalia, Didelphimorphia, Didelphidae. Gene Ontology annotation, molecular function: coenzyme A diphosphatase activity. The transcript has 5 exons. The record is from RefSeq and is a predicted model, not a curated record. Bases 30 to 752 code for a protein of 240 amino acids.